CUCCCCCAUAAACAACGAGGAGAAUGAUAUCAUAAUCGUAUACGAUUACUCAGAUCUUAGCCUCAAUCACACUCUCUCGAUUGCUGAUCUGAACACCGCCGAACGAGGCGGUGCAACCACCAGUUGAAAUGAAUGAUUAUUUGAAGGAUUUUGAUGUUCCGGCGAAGCACCCGUCGGAAGCGGCUUUGAGGAAGUGGCGCGACGCCGUCUCUCUCGUCAAAAACCGCCACCGACGAUUUCGUCAUGUAGCCGACCUCGAAAAGCGAUCGAUUCACCAGAACCGACUCCGCAAAAUCAAGGAAGAUUUGCGUGUUACCUUUAUGGCCAUGAGGGCAGCAAUGCGAUUUAUAGAUGCUGCUGCUCACCCUCAAAAUGUUCAUGAACAUCAUCAGCCAAGGCAUGUAACAUUUUCCGAAUUCACCAACAAUCCAGAUAAACUUGCAUCCAUGGUUCGUAAUUAUGAUGUCAAGACCUUACGAUCUCUUCGUGGAGUCGAUGGAAUUGCAGAAGCCAUAGACGUCUCAUUAGACGAAGGAAUCAAAUCAAGCGAAUUGUCCAUCAGACAAGAGACUUAUGGCAUCAACAAAUAUACCGAAAAGCCUUCCAAGAGCUUCUUUAUGUUCGUAUGGGAGGCCCUUCAUGAUCUUACUCUCAUUAUCCUUAUAGUUUGCGCCGUGGUCUCAAUUGGUGUGGGACUCGCAACCGAAGGCUGGCCCGAUGGGAUUUAUGAUGGAUUGGGAAUUCUACUCAGUAUUCUAUUAGUAGUCACGGUUACGGCUGUGAGUGACUACAAACAGUCUUUGCAGUUUAAGGAUCUUGAUAAAGAGAAGAAAAAGAUUUCAUCUCAUGUAACAAGAGACGGGUAUCGGAAAAAGAUCUCCAUUUAUGACUUAGUUGUUGGAGAUAUUGUCCACUUAUCGAUCGGUGAUCAAGUUCCAGCCGAUGGGAUAUUCAUAUCAGGAUACAACUUGUUGAUCGAUGAAUCCAGCUUAACGGGUGAGAGCAAUCCUGUGAAUAUUGAUGAAAAGAAGCCUUUUCUACUUGCAGGAACCAAAGUGCAAGAUGGUUCAGCUAAGAUGCUUGUUACAGCCGUGGGCAUGAAAACCGAAUGGGGAAAGUUGAUGGAAACGUUAAGCGAAGAAGGAGAAGACGAAACCCCGUUGCAAGUCAAGUUAAAUGGAGUCGCUACAAUCAUUGGGAAAAUCGGAUUGGUGUUUGCCGUGUUGACGUUUCUUGUGUUAACCGUGAGGUUUCUCGUGGAAAAAGCAAUGCACAAUCAGUUCUCGAGUUGGUCAUCGAGCGAUGCUUUGACUAUGUUAGAUUACUUUGCGACUGCUGUUACUAUUAUUGUGGUUGCAGUGCCAGAAGGCCUACCGUUGGCCGUUACCCUCAGCCUUGCCUUUGCGAUGAAGAAGUUAAUGAACGAUAAGGCGCUUGUAAGACAUCUCUCUGCUUGUGAAACAAUGGGUUCUUCGACUUGUAUAUGCACAGAUAAAACGGGCACGUUAACGACAAAUCAUAUGAUUGUCGAUAAAAUAUGGGUAUCGGGCGAAACAAAAGAUGUUAGAGACAACGAAGGUCGAGUUUUGUCUUCGAAGUUAUUAGAAGGUGUGUCAAACGUUCUCUUGCAAGGUAUAUUUGAAUGUACAGGCUCCGAGGUGGUCAAGGACAAAAACGGAAAAAAGAAUAUUUUGGGAACCCCAACCGAGUCCGCAAUAUUGCAAUACGGGCUGGAUCUUGGCGGAGAUUUCAAUGCCACACACAGCGAGAUUAAGAUGUUAAAAAUGGAACCUUUUAAUUCCGCCAAGAAGAAAAUGUCCGUGAUUGUAGCUCUCCCGGAUGGCCAAAUUCGCGCAUUUUGCAAAGGUGCAUCCGAAAUAGUAUUAGGAUUAUGUGACAAGAUCAUCGAUCGCAAUGGAGAAGCUGUUCCCAUGUCCGAAGAGAAAGUAAAGGUUGUUACAGACGUCAUCGAAGAAUUUGCUGUGGAUGCUUUGAGAACUCUUUGUUUGGCUUAUUUGGAUGUUGAAGGUGGUUUUGAUGGUCAACAGAACAUACCCGAACGUGGAUAUACAUUGAUUGCGGUUGUUGGAAUUAAGGAUCCGGUUCGACCAGGGGUUAAGGAAGCCGUUGGAACUUGUUUAGCWGCUGGCAUUACUGUUCGUAUGGUUACAGGUGAUAAUAUCAACACGGCUAAAGCCAUUGCAAAGGAAUGUGGCAUACUUACCGUAGGCGGCUUGGCCAUUGAAGGUCCAGAGUUCCGGACCCUAACUACCGAGCAAUUGAAUGAAAUCGCACCUAGAAUUCAGGUAAUGGCUAGAUCGUCACCAACGGACAAGUAUGAUCUUGUAAAGCAUUUGAGAGGCAUGUCUGAAGUUGUCGCAGUUACGGGUGAUGGCACGAAUGAUGCUCCAGCAUUACACGAGUCGGAUAUCGGGUUUGCCAUGGGUAUAGCCGGAACCGAGGUCGCAAAAGAACAAGCUGAUGUCAUCGUGAUGGAUGAUGAUUUCGCAACAAUUGUAAAAGUAGCGAAAUGGGGACGUGCUGUAUACAUUAACAUUCAAAAGUUUGUGCAGUUCCAGUUAACCGUUAAUAUCGUUGCUCUGAUGAUCAACUUUGUUUCUGCAUGCCUCACAGGGUCUGCCCCUCUCACGGCUGUGCAAUUGCUUUGGGUCAACCUGAUCAUGGACACCUUGGGUGCAUUGGCACUGGCCACUGAACCACCGAAUGAGGGUCUGAUGAAACGGCCACCCGUUAAGCGAACCGACAGUUUCAUUACAAAGACGAUGUGGAGGAACAUCAUUGGUCAGAGUAUUUACCAAAUGGCUGUCCUAUUUGUUCUCAAUUUUGCUGGGAAGCCAAUUUUGAAUUUACAUGGAUCGAAUGCAACUGCCGUCCUUAAUACUUUCAUCUUCAACACCUUCGUCUUCUGUCAGGUUUUUAAUGAAAUAAACAGCCGUGACAUCGACAAGAUAAACAUUUUCCGUGGCAUGUUCAGCAGUUGGAUAUUCAUAGGCGUCAUGAUCUCGACGGUCGUAUUUCAAGUCAUCAUAGUCGAGUUUCUCGGCACUUUUGCAAGCACCGUCCCCCUAGACUGGGAACUGUGGUUACUUAGCAUCGUGAUCGGAUUUGUGAGCAUGCCGAUCGCAGUUGUUUUGAAGUGCAUUCCGGUUGAGAAGGCUGCUGUUAAGCAACAACAUGAUGGUUAUGAGAUACUCCCCGAUGGCUCAGAACAGGUUUGAUCGAAAGCUGAAGGGGUAUUGUAUCGUUUUUCUUUCCUUUUCGUUAUACCGACAGGUUUCAAGCGAUCUUUUCUCAUCAAUCUCCUAACCGUGCAUAAUAUAUGGUAUAGUUUCUUUUGCUUUCU
Messenger RNA from Cynara cardunculus var. scolymus (artichoke), 3364 nucleotides. Its product is annotated as calcium-transporting ATPase 4, plasma membrane-type-like. Gene Ontology annotation, cellular component: membrane; intracellular membrane-bounded organelle. The transcript is spliced from 7 exons. NCBI's taxonomy places the organism in Eukaryota, Viridiplantae, Streptophyta, Magnoliopsida, Asterales, Asteraceae. The record is from RefSeq and is a predicted model, not a curated record. Gene Ontology annotation, molecular function: P-type calcium transporter activity; calmodulin binding; ATP binding. The coding region runs from base 129 to 3239 and encodes 1036 amino acids. Gene Ontology annotation, biological process: calcium ion transmembrane transport.